Molecule: messenger RNA, 1135 nt
Organism: Nicotiana tabacum (common tobacco)
Lineage: Eukaryota; Viridiplantae; Streptophyta; Magnoliopsida; Solanales; Solanaceae
Source: RefSeq, a predicted model, not a curated record
AUCCCCAAACUUGUUAUAUAUUUGGAUAACUUCAUCAUCUGAUGGCAAAGAAAAACCAGCUGCGAAUGUCACCACCAGAAUCACGGGUGAAGAUUCCGUACCAGCUUCUUCGUCUUCUGUUCCCUGGCUAGACUAUUUUCUCUUCUUUCCUGUUCCAUUUUGCCCGAUGGUUAGAUCUGAAGUGUAUUCAUCAGAAGUGAAGAAAACUGAGGUUUUAAUGGAAAGUUUUCGUCGAGCUAUUGGUCUUCGUAUCAAGGAAAAUAAGGAAGUUUAUGAAGGAGAGGUGACUGAACUAUCUCCAGAAGAGAGUGAGAGCAUGACAGGUGGAUAUUGUAAAAGUAUUAGCCAUGUUAUAGUUGGGUUGAAAACUGUCAAAGGUACCAAACAAUUGAAGCUUGACCCCACAAUGUAUGAUGCCUUAAUUAAAGAGAAGUCUUCUCUGUUGAUAUCUCCUGUCUCCACGAUAUAUGUGCAAGUAGCUGUUGGUGAUGUCAUUUACAUUGAAUCAAACAGUGGAGCGGUUAAAAGAGUGGGCAGAAGUGAUGCUUUUGCCACAGAAUUUGAUCUUGAGGCAGAGGAGUAUGUUCCACUUCCUAAAGGAGAGGUUCACAAAAAGAAGGAGAUAGUCCAGGAUGUUACAUUACAUGAUCUUGAUGCUGCAAAUGCACAGCCACAAGGAGGACAAGAUAUAUUGUCCCUUAUGGGUCAAAUGAUGAAACCUAGGAAAACCGAGAUUACUGACAAAUUGCGGCAAGAGAUAAACAAGGUUGUCAAUCGUUAUGUUGACGAAAGUGUUGCAGAGCUUGUUCCUGGUGUCUUAUUUAUUGAUGAGGUUCAUAUGCUUGAUAUGGAAUGCUUUUCAUACUAGAAUCGUGCACUGGAGAGUUAAUUGUCUCCGAUUGUGAUUUUUGCCACUAACAGAGGCAUUUGUACUGUCAGAGGAACAGAUAUGACUAGUCCACAUGGCAUUCCAGUUGACUUGUUAGAUCGGUUGGUGAUUGUCAGAACCGAAACUUAUGGUCCAGCUGAAAUGAUACAGAUUCCCACCAGUUCGUUCAACUUUUCUUAUAUUAGCUAUAUACGUGCACAAGUGGAGGAACUAGAAAUAGAUGAAGAAAGCCUUGCUUACUUGGGC